AUGACCGUGAUAGAUAUUGGCUGAGGGCCACGGCAUUAAUCACGAGGGCUGAGAAUACUGCUCAACGGCUCUACGCUCGAGUGGAUCCGCUAGCGACCCAAGGAGUACUAGCAUUGGCAUUUCUCUUCCGCAGCUCGGGGGCAUCAUCAGGCCUUUGUCAAAUAUGCACGAGAAGGGAUGCUGAUGGCGCGAACUGCAGGGCUACACCGACAUGGCACUGUUCUGUCGGAUGGUAGCACCCUGUCGGAUCAGGUCAUCCUUGAAAGAAUGAAACUCUUCUGGCACGCAUUCGCGCUGAAUCAGGAUGCGUCUUUCUUUUUCCAGGGCUGCUUGCCAAUAUAGCUCAUGGCGGACUGUAACACACCAACGGAUUUCCCGUCUAACCAGAUCUCCCUCCCUUCCCUGGGUGCCAUUCGCUUCGGUAAAUUGUUCGCCGAUUUUGCGCGUGUAAAGUUUGAAGUAUACAAUUUGCUUUACACUGUGGAGGCCGAGCAAGAAGACCGAGACAGCCGUAUUGAGAGCGUUUUGCAUUGUGAGCGGAAGUUUCACAAGUGGGCAAAAAGCAUGCCCCAGUCAGCUCAACCAGGGCACGCGUCAUUCCCUGCCGCUCAUACCAUCCGUACCCAGGAUCGAGUGCCUCUUCGGGAACUGUUCAGGCUGCACAUUGAAUACCACAGCUGUCAUGUUGGACUAUUUCGCGUCUACCAAGACAUCCGAGAAUCGUCUCCAACCUCUGUCGAUGGCCUUGACGAUUUUAGAUCUCGUGCCGUCGAGUCCAUUCGAUACGUACUACAGCUGGUCGAUGCAGUCCCAUUGAGCAGCUCACCUUUUGUGUGGAGUGUCGUAUUCUUCCUCCCUAACGCAGCGUUCCAUAUGUGCCGGCACAUAACCGACGCCCGCGAUGAGGAAGCGAGAUCCGAUUUCGACUUGAUAGGGCGCACUAUUCAGUUCAUGCGCAACGUUAUCAAUUCUGGAGCGGAACGCACCGAUCUUAAUAUUUAUUACAAUCAUCUGGUGAGAUCAAAGCCAUACAAUGCGGUGAAAAAGACUUUCCAACAACCCAUACCACCACGUCCAUUACCUCGCAUCAGAGUUGUGCCGCCACAUCUUAAUAGAGACUCGGAAGCGAGCGAGUCGGAUUCGGAAGCCGAUUGAGGGGAUAGUUGUACGCGUCGAAAUAGUAAACACUCGGCGGUAUCCGUAUCAAAGGGGGAGGCGAAACGAAAAGGCGAUCAUCUUCCUUUGAUAGACUGACAACUAGAAAAUACUCUCCUCUGUAUUAUAAUUUUCCUUUUAACUUUUGUUGUCGUUGGUCCUUAGGGCCCUUCCAUCACACACGUAC
Aspergillus glaucus CBS 516.65 is the source of this 1342-nucleotide messenger RNA. RefSeq names its product fungal specific transcription factor domain-containing protein. The record is from RefSeq and is a predicted model, not a curated record. Lineage: Eukaryota; Fungi; Ascomycota; Eurotiomycetes; Eurotiales; Aspergillaceae. Bases 346 to 1155 code for a protein of 269 amino acids. The transcript has 2 exons.